Messenger RNA from Fusarium vanettenii 77-13-4, 1002 nucleotides. RefSeq lists its product as uncharacterized. Lineage: Eukaryota; Fungi; Ascomycota; Sordariomycetes; Hypocreales; Nectriaceae. Gene Ontology annotation, molecular function: methyltransferase activity. The transcript has 9 exons. The coding region runs from base 1 to 1002 and encodes 333 amino acids. The record is from RefSeq and is a predicted model, not a curated record.
AUGUCUUCACCAGUUUCUCGUGAGGAUGAUGACUCGUUCAUCCAACCUGAUAGUGACCAACGGAGCGUUGAUGAUGAUGAGGUUCACGAUGAUCAGAGCGAUAGAUCCUCUUUGACGUCUUUGACAUCAUCUGUAUUGAACGGAACUGUUGAAGGAGGUAGAACCUAUGCCGUCUAUGGCAAAGAAGAAUAUGGACUCCCUAUGGACGAGGCGGAGCUUGACCGCAUCGACAUGUGUCACACCAAGUACUGCGCCCUGAUUGGAAAGAAACGCCACUUAGCGCCCAUCACCAAUCCCCAAAAGAUCCUAGAUCUUGGCUGCGGAACAGGAAUCUGGUCUAUUGAAAUGGCUGAGGAAUACCCUGCCGCUGAGGUGAGAUAUCAUUUCUGUCUAUUUAUUCACUGGGUACCCCCAAACUGCCGCUUUGAGCUUGACGAUAUCGAGAGAGAAUGGACAUGGAAGGAAGACAGCUUUGACUUUGUUUUUGCACGAGACUUACUGCUGGCUAUUCGAGACUGGCCGGGGCUCAUCGACCAAGCAUACACCCACUUGAAGCCUGGAGGCUGGGUUGAGUUCCAGGCCAUUGUCGGUCUACUCGGCAGCGACGAUGACUCGAUCCCCGAGGACAGCUACCUACGCAAAUUCUCAGGCAUGAUGGAGACAGCUUCCUCCAAAUUCGGCGCAAGUCUUACCGAUCCCAUGAAGUGGAAGGGUUGGCUCGAGGAGCGAGGCUAUGUGAACGUAACCGAAAAGGUUUUCAAGCUGCCAUUCAACCCGUGGCCCAAGGACCCACGAAUGAAGAUUCUUGGCGCCUGGGAGAUGGAGAACCUCCUUAGCGGGCUCGAAGCCAUGGUGACGAGGAUGUUUCAAAAAGGCCUUGGCUGGUCCGACGCCGAAGUGACUGUGUUCCUCGCAUUUUUGAGGAAGGAGAUCAAGAACCCGAGAAUGCACGGAUAUUGGCCCUACUACGUGGUCUACGCACAAAGACCAAAGGACGAUUGA